Molecule: messenger RNA, 1144 nt
Organism: Telopea speciosissima
Lineage: Eukaryota; Viridiplantae; Streptophyta; Magnoliopsida; Proteales; Proteaceae
Product: membrane-associated progesterone-binding protein 4
Exons: 1
Coding region: 311-1048 (245 amino acids)
Cellular component (GO): endomembrane system; membrane
Source: RefSeq, a predicted model, not a curated record
UUGUUGAAACAUAUAUACCAGGUGAUGAUUUCAAAAUUAACACUGUUUAAUUCAAGAUAAGUGACUUAGAAUCACUUCUAUUGGAAGGGACAGUACAAGCAAGGAGAAAGAGUUGUUUCUGGUCACUUCACUGCCACGAUGGAAUGCAUCAUUUAAGGUUAGGAUUAGUGCAGAUGAAAGCAUAAGGAAAGUACGGAACUAAAGAAGAGUGAGCUGUAGAGAAGCAGCAAUUAGUUUGAGGAUUUGAUUUUUGUUGUGAACAAGAAACACAGGGGAAGCUAAUCUCACGGAGUAGCAGUUGUUAUGAAUCAUGAUGGUGGCAAAGAUGUUGUUGGCAUCACGUUUUUAUGUAGGAUUAGCAGUUUUAGUCACUCUCAUCGCCAUCUUGCUACGGUUCUCCAUGAGGCCACCAAUAGUUCAGUCAAGGCUGUGGACUGCUGAAGAGUUAGCUCUGUACAAUGGGACUAAUGACAGAUUGCCCAUCGUCUUAGGACUUUUGGGCUCUGUUUUUGAUGUAUCCAAGGGGAGAUCUCAUUAUGGUCCUGGAGGGGCCUACCACCACUUUGCUGGAAGAGACGCAUCACGUGCAUUCAUUUCGGGGAACUUCACUGGGGAUGGGCUUACUGACUCACUGCAAGGUUUAUCAAGUGUUGAAGUGAAGGGUGUUGUGGACUGGCGGGAUUUCUACGUCAGAAGCUACACUUUUGUUGGUAAACUGGUGGGCCGUUACUAUGAUAACAAAGGGAAUCCCACUAAAUCACUGAAGGGAGUGGAAGCCAAAUCUGCUCGAGGAGCUCAGCUUUUGGAGAAGCAAAAGGAGGAAGAAGCUAAACUUCCAAGUUGCAAUUCAAGGUGGAGUCAGCAUGAGGGAGGAGAAGUGUGGUGUACUGUAGGAUAUCCAAGACUAGUUCAGAGACCUCUAGAGAUUGCUUUAACAGGGAAGAUGAGUAAACGUUGUGUGUGCUUCAAUGAAGAGGAGCUGGGUAAACCUGAAUUGGAAGUCUAUGAGGGGUGUGAUCCUUUAUCUAAGGUCUGUAAAUUGAACUAAAUUCUGUUUUGACUCUUCUAAGUAUAUGUUGUUUGAAUUCCCCAAAUUAUAAAAGUUAAAGAGGAAACAGGAAAGAAGGCAAUUCACAUGCAUCUA